This is a messenger RNA of Lathyrus oleraceus (garden pea), 791 nucleotides long. RefSeq lists its product as uncharacterized. The record is from RefSeq and is a predicted model, not a curated record. The transcript has 2 exons. Lineage: Eukaryota; Viridiplantae; Streptophyta; Magnoliopsida; Fabales; Fabaceae. Bases 375 to 791 code for a protein of 138 amino acids. Gene Ontology annotation, molecular function: zinc ion binding.
UUUUAUUUAGGGUUAAAUACACUUUACCCCCUGUAAUGUUAGCGAGUUUAGGGUUACCCCCUGGUAAAGUUAUUUUUUCAAUACCCCCUUAUGUUAUGUAGAUUCCUUCAUAGAACCCCCUAAUAUCCAGGUGGCAUGGAAUCUUGGUUUUUUAUUUCAGACGUGGCUUUUUAAUUUUUUUAUUUUCACAUGUGAAUCUUCAUUAGGUCUCCAGCAUGGCAUAAACUAGAAAUUAGGGUUCCAAAUCCAUCCCUCUCUCUCUUCGUGAAAUCCAUCCCUAUCCCAAAUUCAUCCCUCUCUCUCUUCGUGAAAUCCAUCCCUACCCUAAAUCCAUCCCUCUCUUCAUCUUCGUCCGUGUCCCCUUCAUCUGGGUUAUGGGUGGCAGCAAGGCAUCUUCCACGAGUGAAGUUGGAAACGGCUUACCAAGAUGUGGAUGCAAUGAAACCAUGAAGUUGUUGGUCUCCAAGUCAAUUGAAAACCCCGGUCGCAAAUUUUGGAAAUGCAGGAAUAAUAUGAAUGGGUGCGGUUUAUUUUUGUGGGAUGAUUUGGUCAGUGAGUUUGCAGUGAAAGAAACCAAUCCGUCCGGAUGCCGCCAAUGUGAAGUCAACAAGGCUUAUUUGAUUGAAUUUGCUAAAGAGAUUGUUGAGGAGAUAGAUUGCAGAGUCGGAAAGCUUAACAAGUUAGAAAAACUGAAGAAAAAGAUUGCAAUGGAAAAGAGGAAAAAUUUAUGGUUAAUGUUUGUAAUUGGUCUGUCAUGGAUGUUGAUAGCAGCUAUGGUUAAGUUAGUCUAA